Setaria italica (foxtail millet) is the source of this 1898-nucleotide messenger RNA. RefSeq lists its product as uncharacterized. NCBI's taxonomy places the organism in Eukaryota, Viridiplantae, Streptophyta, Magnoliopsida, Poales, Poaceae. The transcript has 3 exons. Gene Ontology annotation, biological process: regulation of DNA-templated transcription. Gene Ontology annotation, cellular component: nucleus. Bases 508 to 1587 code for a protein of 359 amino acids. Gene Ontology annotation, molecular function: DNA-binding transcription factor activity; transcription cis-regulatory region binding. The record is from RefSeq and is a predicted model, not a curated record.
CAGUCUCAGCCACGCCUAUAACUACUAUCCUUUCUCUGAAACGAGCAUUGCUUCCUUUCGUUUCGUUUCGAUCGUCUUCUCCGUUGGUCUCUUACCUACCCACACCCUGCAAGGUAGCUUGCGUGAUCGUCGUUGUCGCCAUUGUUGGAUGCAAGAAGGUGGCUGUUUCUGAGUGAAGCGGAUAAAAAUGACCACCUGUUCAUAUUGUCAUCUUGGCCGGCUGUUGCGUUUCUCCUCUGUUUCGCUGAACUUGUCAUGAUCCUUCCGUUGCUCCUCCCUGCCAGCCCCGCUCUUCAAAUCGGCCAUCACCGCCGCGACGCGUCGCAUCCGAGCUGUUCUUCUCUGCCUCCGACGGUUCAUCCUUGGUGCUGAAUUGUUGAUAGAUUAGCCAUCUCAUCCUCCAAGAACACGAGAGGUCGCUGAGUGGCGAUCGGAUCAGUGGCUGUUCUCGGAUCGAGGCUGCGAGCUCGAUCCUGCAGCUUUGGUACUUGAACCGGUGUAAGAGCCAUGCAAGACGGCGCGGGAGGAGAAGGGGGAAUCCAGUUGCUGCUGACGAUCCUCGCCGACGGCGAGGAGCAGGCACGGCAGCUCGGGGAGCUCGCCGACGACCCGCGGUCGCGGGCGGAGCACUACCGGGGCGCGGCGCGGCGGCUCCAGUGCACGCUCGGGAAGGCGGUGGCCGUCGCCAAGGCCGUCGAGGCCGCGUCGGGGGGUUCGUCGCGUGGCACCGACCGCUCCGACUCGCCGCGGUCGGUGGACGAGAGCUCGGGCGCGACGGCCGCGGUGGAGCCGCAGGAGCGCCAAGUCAUCGGCAACAAGAGAAGGAAAGGCCUGCCGAGGUGGACCGCGAAAUUCCGAGUGCCAGACGCAAACUUGGAGGCCACACCUGACGACGGCUUCAGCUGGAGGAAGUACGGCCAGAAGGACAUCCUUGGCGCCAAGUUUCCCAGGGGUUACUACCGGUGCACGUACCGCACGGCGCAGGGGUGCCCGGCGACGAAGCAGGUGCAGCGCUCGGACGCUGACCUCUGCGUCUUCGACGUCACGUACCAGGGCGAGCACACCUGCCACCAGAAGCAGCGCCACGUCGCCGUGGCGACCGCGCACGGCGGCGGCGGCGGGAGCCAGUCGCCGCCGCCGUCGUGUCACGAGCAGGGCGACCCGAGCAUGCAGCUACUCAUGGGCUUCAAGGACGCCCUGAAGGUGGAGACGGGGCCCGGCGCGCUCCACCAAGACCGCGACUACUACGACCACGGCCCCGCCUCCGCGCCCGCCGCGCCCUUCUCCUUCCCCUCCGUGCCUUUCGGCGAGGCGGCGGCGGCGGCGGCGGCCUUCUCGGCGCCCGGGUCGAGCUACUUCCCCGCGCCGCCGCAUCACUGCCCCGCGGUGGCCGGGAGCUACGACGUCUACGACUACGAGGCGGGUCCUGGGCCGCGCGUGCGCGGGGGCGCGGAGCCGUCGGAGCUCGGCGAGGUCGUCUCCCGGGCGACGGGGUGUGACUACUCGUCGCUCUACCACCACGCUGGGCUCGACCCGCACCUGCCGUUCGCACCAUUUGGCGGGCCGUCCCAUGGCCCGUUCCAGUAGGAGAUCGAAGCAUGGAGCCAUGGACAGUGAACUGAUCAGGAUUCGAAAGAGACGGCUCGUAGGACACGUCUCGCUUCCUCUUGAGGAUUUUGCUUGGGUUUAUUUCUUGCUUUCGCGGCAGUAGUUAACACGACACACGACAGGUAGUAGCAACUACCAUCCGUACCUUACUUCAGUGUCCUCAGCACUUGGCCCUUUAGUUUUGCUUGAUCAUUAAUGUAAGAGAAUUAGUGAACUUUGUCUGUAAAUCUUUGAUCUACUACUCUGUCCAAAAAAGAAAAUCAUUCUAGUUUUGUUUUAAGUCAAACUAA